Messenger RNA from Melospiza melodia melodia, 3107 nucleotides. It is a transcript of the gene ZNF362, whose product is annotated as zinc finger protein 362. Gene Ontology annotation, biological process: regulation of transcription by RNA polymerase II. NCBI's taxonomy places the organism in Eukaryota, Metazoa, Chordata, Aves, Passeriformes, Passerellidae. The record is from RefSeq and is a predicted model, not a curated record. Gene Ontology annotation, molecular function: DNA-binding transcription factor activity, RNA polymerase II-specific; RNA polymerase II cis-regulatory region sequence-specific DNA binding.
GAAGAAGAAGGAAAAGAGAGGAAAAAAAAGGGGGGAAAAGAGGGGGGGGGGACAUCGAGGAAAAUACCCAUUUACCAGGAUUUUCCCUUUUUCUUUCCCUCUGGAUGGUCUAAUGGAAAAGUUAAUUGCAGCCGAACGUACCUAUUUUUGUGGAUGUUGCAUGUUUUUGGAGGGGGGGGUUUUGCUUUUUUAAUGCAUUCUUGGCUUUUUUUCUGACUUUUUUUGCUUACAGGAGGUGGCAGAAGCAGCGCAGGGGCUGAAUAUUAUCAUUGCCAUCAUCAUAAUCACCAUUAUUAUAAUUUUCACCAUUUUAAUUCCUUUUCUCCUUCCUCUUCUCCUCCUUUUCUUCGCUGUUUUCUGCAUUAACUGGUUUUGUCUAGAAAAGUGGUCUCGCUGGCUGGAAGGUCUAAUGGAGGGGGGGAGAUAUUUUUUUCAUGGCGUUUUUGGCAGGAAUGCGGCAGCUUUAGCGAGGGACCCAAAUUUCUGUGGCUGUGUCCCAGAGGUCUGUCUGUCCCUCUCCAACAUAUAUUUAGCCAUAUACUAUUUAUACAUCCAUAAUCUCCCGGCCACGUCGGGGGGCCUGGGGGGGGAGCUUAGAGCCGGCGUGGCCACGGUGAUGGAUUUGAACCCAGGAAUGAAAUUCGAUGAUUUUGAUUUCUUUUUCUCCCUUCAAGGCAAAACCCCACGUUCCCACGGGUCGGAAAAACGCCCCACGUGCAGCACCCGGUCUCAGCUAGAGCUGGAGAUGGACGCGGAUAAGGGGAAGCAACGCCAGUACUCGCAGAGGAUGGCGGAGCCUCGCUUCAACAACCCCUACUUCUGGCCGCCCCCGCCCACCAUGCCCAGCCAGCUGGACAACCUGGUCCUCAUCAACAAGAUCAAGGAGCAGUUGAUGGCGGAGAAGAUCCGCCCCCCUCACCUGCCUCCCACCUCGGUGGCCUCGCAGCAGCCCCUCCUGGUGCCCCCCUCUCCUGCUGAGAGCAGCCAGUCCAUCAUGUCCCUGCCAAAGCUGCAGCAGGUGCCAGGGCUGCACCCCCAGGCCGUGCCCCAGCCUGACGUGGCCCUGCACGCCCGGCCGGCCACCAGCACCGUCACAGGUAUUGGGGCUGCAUCCCGUGCGCCGGCCGUCAGCACCUCGGAAUCCAGCCCGGGAACAGGGACCACCACCCCCUCGACCCCCACCUCCACCAGCCAGAGCCGCCUCAUCGCCUCCUCGCCCACCCUAAUCUCAGGAAUCACCAGCCCCCCCCUCCUCGACUCCAUCAAGACAAUCCAGGGCCACGGCUUGCUGGGGGCGCCCAAGGCCGAGCGGGGCCGCAAGAAGAUCAAGGCGGAAAACCCCUCGGGGCCGCCGGUGCUGGUGGUGCCCUACCCCAUCCUGGCCUCGGGGGAGACGGCCAAAGAGGGGAAGACGUACAGGUGUAAGGUCUGCCCCUUGACGUUCUUCACCAAGUCGGAGAUGCAGAUCCACUCCAAGUCGCACACGGAGGCCACCCACAAGUGCCCCCACUGCUCCAAGUCCUUCGCCAACGCCUCCUACCUGGCCCAGCACCUGCGCAUCCACCUGGGCGUCAAACCCUACCACUGCUCCUACUGUGAGAAGUCCUUCCGCCAGCUCUCCCACCUCCAGCAGCACACCCGAAUCCACACCGGCGACAGACCCUACAAGUGCCCGCACCCCGGCUGCGAGAAGGCCUUCACCCAGCUCUCCAACCUCCAGUCCCACCAGCGCCAGCACAACAAGGACAAGCCCUACAAGUGCCCCAACUGCUACCGGGCGUACACGGACUCGGCCUCGCUGCAGAUCCACCUGUCUGCGCACGCCAUCAAGCACGCCAAGGCCUAUUGCUGCAGCAUGUGCGGCCGUGCCUACACCUCGGAGACCUAUCUGAUGAAGCACAUGUCCAAACACACGGUGGUGGAGCACCUGGUCAGCCAGCACUCGCCGCAGCGGACGGAGUCACCCGGCAUUCCCGUACGGAUCUCCCUCAUCUAGGCAGGGAGGGGACAGCACCCCCCCAGCGUGAGGAGGAGGAAGAGGAGAGGGAGGAGGAAGAGGAGGAGGACGAGGAGGAGGAGGAGGAGGACGAGACCCCCCAGCGCCGCGGGCCGCGCCCGGGCCGUGCUCCUGCCCGGCUCCCGCAGGUUUGGUGACAUCCAAAGACGGUUUCAGAGCACUUUGAAUCUCUGCGGUUUGGUUUCCUUUUUGGGGGAGGAGGGGCAGUGGGGUUUGGGGGUGUCCCCCCUGCCAGGCCCCACCCCCCAUUUUUUGGAUACAAAUAUAUAUAUAUAUAUAUAUAUUUAUUGGCCAAGAACUUGGUGCUGCUAAAAAGACCAGAAAUUCACCCCAAAAACGAACCGUGGAUGGAGCAAAAAGCAGCUGGGGCGAGGGGGGGAGAAAAUCCCACCCCCACCCCCCCCACAGACUCUGGGCCCAAGCACCUCCAUUUGGGGUUGAUUUUUAACCAUUUUGGGGGUUUUUUUGUGUUCUUUUGGGGUCCCUUUCGAGGGCGAAGCCGCGGGCAGAGCUGCGUCCCCCCGGUGCCGGCCCCCCCAUUCCGCAGCCCCAGUUUUGGGGGGUCUGGGGGGUCCCCCUGCUUUGCCUUGUGCCUGCCUGUACAUACCCCCUGUAUAGAGCUGGGGGGCUCUCCCCCCAAACUCAUCUAUAUUCUGUACUUUUUGGUUCAUUUUGGAUAUUAACUGUGUUAUUUUUUAUACACUUUUUAAGCCUUAACUCAGCGUUUCUUUGGGGUUUUUUGUUGUUUUUUUUGUUUUUUUUUUUUUCAGGGUGUUUUAUUUACCUUUUAUUAAUUUUUAACCCCUCUGUUAUUUUUUAUCCCCCCUUAUUAUUUUUCCCCUUAUUUUUUACCCCCCCAUUAUUUCUCCCCUCAAUGUUGUACGAUAUCAAUAUUGUAACCUUUUUUGUCAGCAUGUUAAUACUGUGUAAAUAUGCCUCUUAUACACUUAGCCCCCCCCUUUUUUCUCCCCUUGCCCCAAAUUUUGGGGCUUUUUUAUUUUCCUCGCUGCCCAGCCAGGCCAGGCCUCCCUAGAGCUAGUUGGUACCUUAUUAAAAAAGGGAAAAAAAAAGAAAAAAAAAAAAGGAAAAA